AGGCCUGUUAGGCUCGAGUGUUGCUGUGGUUCCCGCCGGCGAUGAUGUUGCGAGGCGCGGCGAUCGGGCGGCGCUGCCGGCCCUCCGCGCCCCGCCUAGGCGGCGCCGCGGCGGAGCUGCUGCGCGCACCGCCACCGGCGGGGGCUGCGGGCGCCGCCCUGGGCAGCCGCGCGCCGUGCCUGCGCGGCUGCGCGACUGCCUCUGCCGCCAGCAGGGAGCGGCUCGUGGUGCUGGGGACAGGUUGGGCUGGCUUCCGCGUCCUCAACGACAUCGACGACAAAAAGUUUGAGGUCAGCGUGAUCUCCCCCAGGAACCACCUGCUGUUCACGCCGAUGCUCGCAUCGUCGGCCCUGGGCACGGUCAACCAGCGCUCCAUCUGCCAGCCGGUUCGCCCAAUCGUGGCCAAGAAGAAGGCGAACUUCUACGAGAGCAGGGUACAGAGCAUCAACAGAGAGGAAAAGCUCGUGGUUGCGCGGCACGGCUACUGCCACCUGCCGAACUUCCUGCGCCCAGAGGCCGUGGUGGGGCUCGUGGGCGAGUGCCGGCGGCUGGAGGCGGACGGGCGCGGCUUCCGCUCCCACGAGGCACACAACGUCUUUCUCGAGGAUGCCGGCGCCGACGGCGUGGGGCUCCGCUCGAAGGAGUUCGCGUCCUCGAAGGUGUUGAUGGCGAUGGACGACAUGGAGCCGCGCUCGGCGCUGCUGGCUAUCUACCGCUGGCCGGCGCUGCGGCGUUUCCUGCAGGAUGCGUUUGGGCUCCCGCGGCUCUUCCGCUCCGCAGACCCCCUCGGCGGCGCGUACUACAACAUCUUUGACGGCGCGUUCGGCGACACGCUUGGGUGGCACUUCGACCGCUCCAGCUUCUCCACGAGCCUCAUUCUGCAGACGACGCCUGGGGCCGGUGGCGACUUCCAGUACGCCCCCGACAGCAGGCAAGCGAUCUGCGAGAUGGGCAGCUGGGAGGAGGUGGAGCAGCACCUCGACGGCAGGGUGCUGACGCCGCCGCUGCACCCAGGGUCGCUGUACCUCUUCGCGGGCAACAGGAGCCUCCACCGCGUGUCGCCCGUUGCCCACGGCAAGCGCAUCAACGCCAUCUUCACCUUCGUGGAGGAGGAGGGCGCCACGCUGAACGAGUACACCCUCCGCAAGUUCUUCGGCCGCACCGGACAGUCGAAGACCAAGAUUCGGCACACACCUGAUUUCUCGGAGGCCCGCGCGGACCAGGUACCUCUAGCCUGGGGCAGUGCACUCCGCACCCAUAUCGCGGCGAACGUGGGCAACCUCGCCUCAGGGCUGCGCGUCUGGAAGCGACGGAUCCUGCAGUCCACCGUGCGUGCAGUGUGCACCGCCUUCGAGGCGUUGGAGGGUGGAUCUAGAGGCCCCGAGGACUUCGAAGGUGCGCUGAGGAUCGCCGUCGCGCUCAUUCGCGGCCUGGCCCAGGUCCCCGCGGGGCGCGCGCGCGCCCGGGAGUGCGCCGCCCGGCGCGCCGACGUCCGCAAGGGCCUCGCACAGGUGCGCGCCGCCCUGGGCCGCCUCGAGGCCGAGCUCGGCGCGCCGCGCGGCCCGGAGCCGCAGCGGCACGCCGGCUGCCUCGCGUGGGCCGCGCAGAUGCUCACGGGCCUGCACACCGCCGCCAGGGCCCUGAGGACGCUCGAGGGCCCCGGCGCCCCAGAGCAGGAGUACGAGGGCCUCCUGCGGGCCGUCGGGGAGCUCCGGGCGCGCCUCCGCCGCGCGGCGGCCGCCGCGGCCGCGGAGGGGCCCCCGCCGGCCGCCCCCGACGACGGCGCCCGCGGCCCGGCGGAGGAGCGGCGCCGCCCGGGAGCUCCGCGCGACGCCGCGGGCGUGCGGCAGGCCGCCGCGCCCGCGCCGGGCGGGCGGAGCGUGUCGGGGGGCGCCCUCGCGCAGCUGAAGGACUACCUGGCCUGCGCCCUGCUGUGGGAGGGCCGCCAGGGGAAGGCCGCGGGCGAGCUCCCGGCCGCCCUGGAGGUCGGCGCCCUUCCCAAGGAGGCCAGCGCUGGCUCGUCGUCCACCGCCUGCAGCGCGGGCCGGGACGGCGGCGCCGCCGGCUGGGCCGACAGCGGGGACGACGAGGCCGGCUCCGAGGGCAGCGGCAGCCUGAGCCUCUAGGGGGCUCGGGCGCGCGGGCCGCCCCGGGGGGCGCGCGGCGCCGCGGCGCAGCUCGAGGCGGCCCGAUUUCUCUUUUCUCCGAUGGUAGUGGCGCAGUGG
Messenger RNA from Prorocentrum cordatum, 2225 nucleotides. The record is from the annotation of a GenBank genome assembly. Lineage: Eukaryota; Dinophyceae; Prorocentrales; Prorocentraceae.